GGGUCUGUCCUUGGACCACUCCUUUGGAACCUCGCAUACGAUGCUGUCUUGAGGGUCGCACUCCUCUCGGGCGUGCAUCUGGUGUGUUAUGCUGAUGACACCCUGGUGCUCGCCGGAGGGGAGGACUUCGAGAGGACCAUCCGGCUCGCUGAGCUCGGGGUUUCUCGCGUCGUCGAAAAAAUCGAAGAGCUGGGUUUGCGAGUAGCGCCUCAGAAAACUGAGGCGCUGCGGUUCCACAAACUCCCGCGAGGGAGGGAACCGCCCAGCUUCUCUAUUCGCGUUGGUGACGUCGACGUCCAGGUGGGGCAGUACUUAAAGUACUUGGGCCUUAUCCUGGACGGUCGCUGGGAUUUCGAGGAGCACUUCCGGCGCCUGGUUCCCCGGAUCGAUAGGGUGGCGGGUGCAUUGCACCGGUUGCUGCCCAACCUGGGGGGCCCUUCGGAGGAAGUUCGCCGUUUAUACGGUGGGGUGGUGCGAUCCGUGGCCCUGUAUGGGGCACCCGUCUGGUCACACCGACUGACGGGCGUCCGGCGUUGCAGAGCCAUGGUCAAUGGCGUGCAGCGCCGCAUGGCCAUAAGGAUCGCACGAGGGUACCGCACCGUAUCCUACGACGCGGCGACUGUCCUGGCGCGGUUUCCCCCGCUGGACAUUCUGGCGGAGAUGGACGCGCGUAUUUACGCGCGCCUCCGCCAGGCGGAGGAAGCUGCGCCGCCGGAAGUGCGGUGGCAGGAGCGCCGACGGGCGUUCGAGAAGUGGCGCGAGAGGCUGGAACAGCCGUGGAUCUCGCGCCAGCGCGCCGUCGGCGCGAUCCUGCCCAACCUCGAAGUCUGGUUGAGCCAGCGGAAUGACAGAGCUUCUCUACUGUGUUUGGCACUGAAGGCAGCUAUCAGGGCUUUAGAAUGCUCAAGACCCUUAGUCUGCAACCACACGUCUCGGGAGACGUGGGAGCUCUCGUUCAGCAAACUUUAUAUAAUAGUGGAAGGCAUUCCCGCCUACGCGUUCAGACGUCUUCAGAGUUUCAACGGCACUGCAGCCAUCAGUGAGGAAUUGCAAAAUUUGUUGAAAAACUUUAAAGUCACUUUGGUUGAGCCCACUAAAGUACAUGUUGACAUAGUGAUCAAAGUCCACGAAAAAACCGUCUACGCUACGCAUCUGAACCAAGAAAAUUUUGAUAAAUGGAACGCUGAUGACGUAAAAAACACGAUUGAGGACUUCGUCCGCUUCGGCAGUCACAUAAACCAACAGAUGGUUUACUACCCUAUACAGUUGGAAAAGGACUUUCCUACUGAAAUCGGAACGCCAGUGAGGUUGCAUUCAACUAUAGUAUCUUUUACAUCAAUAAGAGGAAACCUCACCGCGCCUUCCAUAGAGGAUAUAAGCUGGAUCAACGAUUUACAUAUUAGGUAUCAAGGCACAUCAGUGACCUCACUCUCUACAGACGGUCCUCUGCAGCAAUCUGAGCACACGGCACGAAUUCAACAAUCGUUGGUGGUACAUCUACCCAUUAAAGUCGACUUUGGGUUCUCAUUGGCCAAUAAAACCCUUCAAUUAAAAUGGACAAACCCUGCUCAAAAUGGCGGCACAGCUAUGCAUUCACGAACUCAAGUUGCGCUUGACACCCAUGAGGGUAACUUCGUUGAUACAAUCAAAAUGAAAACUAAACAAAAGGAUGAUGACAGUAUAUUUUUUGAUUGCGAACAUCCAAUGUCUGGAUCCGAAAUAUCUGACUUAUUAACUUCCAGAAGUCUCCUAACUUAUUUCUACCCAUCCCAACUCCUAUUAAACAGCAUAAGGCUGAUCACCUCUCCGACCCCAGGGUCCUGUGGGGUGAUCCUACCACCUCGUCAACUCCAGACAGGGAAUCAGUUCAGCGUCAAGAUUAAAGUUGAAGAGUUGGAGAUCGGUGAUGAGGAAUACGUGAGGAUGGUAAAUGGACGGAUCAGAUUCGAAUUGUUGUAUUUUAG
Messenger RNA from Hyposmocoma kahamanoa, 1964 nucleotides. RefSeq lists its product as uncharacterized. The record is from RefSeq and is a predicted model, not a curated record. Gene Ontology annotation, molecular function: lipid carrier activity. The annotation marks the transcript as partial. Gene Ontology annotation, biological process: lipid transport. The transcript is spliced from 10 exons. NCBI's taxonomy places the organism in Eukaryota, Metazoa, Arthropoda, Insecta, Lepidoptera, Cosmopterigidae.